GAGGGCUCAUUGAACAUCUAGAGCAAGUGUUCAACGAUCAAGAUACCGUGUUCAAAUUAAACAUCGCCUUUGGGUUUAUUCUAAGAAACAUUGAGAAUAAUCAACUACAGUACCAUUACUCUUCCAGAAAUAACGAUAACGUCUUUGACGAACCAUUCCAAAUUUCAACUGCUGCUGAUCUCCAACCUGUACGUGAUGGUUUGCAAAACCUAGAUGUUCUAGAAUGGGCCAGACAGCACCGUCCAAAUUCUAAGUGGAUCGUCGAGCAAGUGACUAACGUUACUUAUUUUGUCACGAAGGUUAUUAACCACCCCAUCGGUAGAGGAAAACGACUUCCACAUUACRUUGUUGAAAAUCGUGGGAUUACUCCAUUGGAUUGCAACUUUCGAACAGGCAGACCUUACGUAUACGAGGACAACUUGUGCUUCUUUCGUGCAUUGGCGCUGCACAAUGGAGCWCAUCUUAAAAACUUGGAAAGGGAUACUAAGCAUUAUUUUGAAAGGUAUCGGGACCUGUUUUUAACAGACCAAGACUUCCAGGGAGUUACUACAGAUGACCUUUCAGAUUUAGAGAAACUCUUUGAAGUAAAUAUCUUCGUGURCACAUUAGAACUGUCACACUCUGAUGAUGACGAGUUGAUUCCAGAAAUUAUUGCCAAGCUCGUGACCCGUUCUUAUCGUAAUUACGGCAGUACAUUGUAUCUUAACAUGUAUGAAGGACAUUUCUCUUACAUAAAUGAUGUAAAGAAGUAUUCCAAGUCCUUCUCGUGCAGUCGCUGUGGAAAAUAUUUCAAGAGUGAUUAUGGCCAACGUCGACAUGAGCGUAGAUGUGAAGCCAAAGUUCGUUAUCAGUUCCCAGGUGGCUUCUACAAAAUUCCAAAAAACAUCUUUGAUCAUCUUGAGGAUGAAGGGAUUGGUAUUCCUCAGCACCUCAAGUUCUUCCCCUACAGAGCCACCUUUGAUUUUGAAUGCUUCUUUGAUCGCAACGACAAUCCCGAUGGGACAGAGAAAAUGCUUUGGGAGGCAAAACACGUACCCGUCAGCGUUARUGYUUGCUCUAAUGUACCCGGGUACGAUCAACCAAGAUGUUUUGUUUCAACUGGUGACUCGAAGCUACUAGUUCAAGAAAUGGUAGACUACCUUAWAACGAUCAGUAUGGAAAGCUACCGAUUAAUGAARGAACAGUUUGAUGGUGUAUUUACAGGUAUUGAAAACAGAUUGAAAGAGAAGAAAGCCACUCCCAUACUAAAUGAAACAGAUAGCGAAGAAGAACAUAAUGGAAUAGAUGUGAUGAGUUCUGAUAAUGAUGACGAUGAGGAGGAUAUUGAAUCUGAAACGGAAGAAGACCGGUCCUUCAUAAAUGAUGAAGAUAGUAUGGCAGAAGAAGAGCCUUCGUUUUAUAGAGCUUUAAACCAGGAGCUAKGUGAGAGAAGACCCGUCCUGAGAAACAUCGAAAAGACAGAGAAUAAGAGACAGCAUCCCUUACUCAAAUUGAAGGUAAUCUUUAUGAUAUCUUCUAUAUGGUAUACUUUUUAUGUUUACGACUUUUGA
This is a messenger RNA of Actinia tenebrosa (Australian red waratah sea anemone), 1550 nucleotides long. RefSeq lists its product as uncharacterized. Gene Ontology annotation, biological process: regulation of transcription by RNA polymerase II. The record is from RefSeq and is a predicted model, not a curated record. Lineage: Eukaryota; Metazoa; Cnidaria; Anthozoa; Actiniaria; Actiniidae. Gene Ontology annotation, cellular component: nucleus. Gene Ontology annotation, molecular function: DNA-binding transcription factor activity, RNA polymerase II-specific; sequence-specific DNA binding.